AUGCGCUACGAUACGCCAUUUCCUGCAAGAUUAUCUGUAUCCGAUAUGCAUACUGGAGUAGUUUACUUCCGCACCGCGUUGAGCUCGUGGUCCUGGCCAGCUCUCUGCGCGGCGCUGACCGGGGUCUUCAUCAUCUACCUGGUGUACAGAAUUGAGGUUCACCCACGCCUUUUCAACCCUUUUCGACAUCUUCCCACAGCAAAGAAUGGACUACCAUUCCUUGGUCAUGGACUCCUUCAAUUCACCAACCCUCGCGGGGAAGCUUAUCUGGAAAUGGCCAACUCCAUUCCCAAUCAGGGGUUGAUCCACUUCCACGGGUUCAUGAAUGUUCAUCACCUUCUGUUAGUCAGCAACGAGGCCCUCUCCGAGGUUCUGGUCCGUCGUGCAUAUGCCUUCACCAAGCCAGCGGUAGCUCGACGUCUGCUCAGCCAGAUCCUGGGGCAAUCUCUUCUCAUCCUCGAAGGCGACGAGCAUAGAUACCUCCGAAAACGCAUUCAACCUGCCUUCAAUUAUCGGAAUGUCCAAGAUCUUUGCCCAAUCUUCUGGUCGAAAGCCGUUGACAUGGUGGAAACAAUAGAGCAGUCUGCUGCCUCGGCCGACGCACCGGAUUUUGUAGUGGAUGUGUUGCCUUGGGGUAACAAAGGCACCCUUGAUGCAAUCGGCUUGGCUGCACUUGGUAAAGACCUUGAUACGCUGCGGAAACCAAAUGAGCUUAUUGAUCUCUAUGAGCUUGUGACUGGCAGCAAAGAAAGCGUGCGUCUCUUGUUUAUUGCCAACGCUUUCCUUCCGGCCUGGCUACUACGAUUUCUGCCGCGCAAGUUCAAUGACGAUAUUAACGAUGCUCGUAUAAGGCUGCGACAGCUUUGCAGCACUUUUGUAGCGGAGAGGAAGAAGGAAGCUUUGGAAGACGACAGCUCAAAGGCGAUCUUGUUGCAGCUUAUACAGAGCGGAACGCUGACGGAUGACGAACUUAUCGACCAACUUCUGACCAUUAUAGGCGCAGGCUACGAGCCCACCUCAGCAACCUUCACCUGGACCCUCUGGCUCCUAGCCACCCAACCCAUCUGGCAAGCCCGUCUCCGCGCCGAACUCCGUGCCCACAUCCCCCACCGCUUCUUUCUCAACGAUGCACAAAGAUUCAGCGACUCCGCCACCCUCGACACUCUCCCCGUCCUCAACGCCAUCAUCAACGAAACACUCCGCUUUAUGCCCACAUCCCCCAUCACCUCACGCAUCGCCACACAAGACACUACCAUCCUCGGCAACCACAUCCCCGCUGGAACGCGUCUCUGGAUCGCCCCUGCUGCCAUGAACCGCUUCACAUCCUUCUACGGCGCGACGGCUGAUGCUUUCGACCCUGGUCGCUGGAUUGAUGCCGACAGCGGUCGAGCAAAUAACCACGGUGAUGCGCAGACUAAUUACGCAUUUCUUACAUUUUUGCAUGGCCCGAGGAAAUGUAUAGGUGCCGGGUAUGCGAAGGUUAAGUUACGCGCUUUUGUGGCGGCGUUUGUGGGGAGCUUUGAGUUUGAGUUGGCAGAUGCAGAGUAUGUGCCAGUGCCUGGGGGCAUUACUGCUAUUAAGCCGAGGGAUGGUUUGCCGUUGAGAUUGAGAAGGGCGAAGAUGUGGUAG
Pyrenophora tritici-repentis Pt-1C-BFP is the source of this 1629-nucleotide messenger RNA. Its product is annotated as CypX, Cytochrome P450. Gene Ontology annotation, molecular function: heme binding; oxidoreductase activity, acting on paired donors, with incorporation or reduction of molecular oxygen; monooxygenase activity. The record is from RefSeq and is a predicted model, not a curated record. NCBI's taxonomy places the organism in Eukaryota, Fungi, Ascomycota, Dothideomycetes, Pleosporales, Pleosporaceae.